This is a messenger RNA of Dendronephthya gigantea, 532 nucleotides long. Its product is annotated as L-amino acid oxidase Lm29-like. The coding region runs from base 101 to 532 and encodes 143 amino acids. Gene Ontology annotation, molecular function: oxidoreductase activity. Lineage: Eukaryota; Metazoa; Cnidaria; Anthozoa; Malacalcyonacea; Nephtheidae. The transcript is spliced from 3 exons. The record is from RefSeq and is a predicted model, not a curated record.
AUUAAACACUGUUGAUUUAGCAAUUGUGCAGGACAAUGGCAACAUCUUUUCUUUAAACAAUACUCACCUUUUAAAGGGAGUGAAACCGUUUAAGGAGAGAAUGAAAGAACAAACCACCAAAGUUAUUCAGCUGAGUGAUUAUUUAAAAGAAUUCUUGCUGAAAAUCCAAAAUGAAGGAUUGUAUGAGGCCUAUUUGGAAUACGGCGACAAUCCACCUCGCCCAUCUCCUCCGAAAACAGGCGCACCGCGGCAAUUUGUACCACCAGACGAUAUUGAAUAUGACGUGAUUAUUGUUGGAGCUGGUAUGUCUGGUCUUGCCGCAGCGUAUGAGUUGAAGAGAGCUGGGCUAAAAGUGAAAAUACUGGAGCAGACUGAUCGUUAUGGUGGAAGAGUUUUCACUUAUGGGGAAGAUGCAGGCCUUGCACCCGGUCUAUUUGGCGAAGCCGGAGCGAUGAGAUUUCCUGGUGGUGUGGAUGAACCAAAUGAAAGAGCGCAUUUUCUAACGGAUGAUAUGUCACUGACUUUGAACUAG